AUGUCCGCAUCGCGCGCGACGACGACGACGACGACGACGACGCGCGCGCUCUGCCCCCGCGCGCGCGUCCUCGCGCGCGUCGUCUCCCGCGAUGCCUCGCGCGCGCGCGUCGUCGUCGUCGUCGCGGCGACGCGCUCGGACGACGCGUCGAGUUCGAAAACCGACGGCGUCGUCGUCGGCGCCGCGCGAUGGCGCGCGCUUCCGCCGCGCCGAGCGCGCGCGCGCGCGCGCGUCGUCGCGUCGUCGUCGUCGUCGUCGUCGUCGUCGCGCGCGGCGGCCUCUUCGCCGCCGCCGUUCCGCUGGACGCACGGAUGGGCCGCGCUGGAGCCGGACGCGGACGCGACCGAGACAGAUCUCGCGCGCGCGUCGUCGUCGUCGUCGUCCUCGUCCUCCUCCUCCUCCUCGCCCUCCGCCUCCCCGACCGGCGGCGUCCCGACGCUCGCGCUCGCGCUCGCGUCCGCGCUCGUCGUCGCGCUCGUGCACGCCGCGUUCGGCGCCGGAUACGCGCUCGCGGCGGCGUCGGCCGCGUCUCCCGCGUCUCCGCCGGCCGUCGUCGCGCAAGUCGCGGGCGCGUCCUACGCGCUCUACGGCGGCUCCGCCGCGAGCGCGCUGACGUCCGCGGUCGGCGCCUUCGCGUCGUACUGGUCCACCGCGAUCGCGUCCGCGGUGAGCGGCGGCGUCGGGUACGUCGUCGCGCGCGCGAACGCGGUGCGCGAGAUGAGAGCGCUGCGCGAGGAGUUGAGAGACGCGGUCGCGGCGGCGGCGGCGGCGCCGGCGACCGUCGCGACCGUCGCGACCGUCGCGACCGUCGCGUCGUCGUCGUCGACCGCGGAGGAGGAGGACACGGACUGGGCCGCGGUCGCGAAGUCGAGGGCGUUGUGGUCGCCCGAGGAGGCGACGGUUCGCGUCCCCGCGGCGGCGGCGGCGGCGGUUCGCGUCCCCGCGGCGGCGGAGGAGCGCGAAGACGCCGAGCGCGUCGCCGCCGCCGCGGAGCUCGCGGCGUUGCGCGCGGAGCUCGCGGCCGUGCGCGCGAUGAGCGACGGCGCGGCGACGGACGCGGCGACGGACGCGGCGAAGGCGGCGCGCGUGGCGACGGAGGCGGAGCUUCGCGCGGCGCGCGCGGCGCUCGCGGCGACGCGCGCGGAGGCGCCGACGCCGACGCCGACGCGUUUGCCGCCGAGUCGGACGCGCGCGGAGGACUGGUCCGCGCGCGCCAAGUCGCGCGCGCUGUGGUCGCCGGAGAUGGACGACGCCGAGGUCGGCGGCGGCGGCGGCGGCGGCGCGGACGACGCCGCGCUGCGGGCGUGA
This is a messenger RNA of Micromonas pusilla CCMP1545, 1308 nucleotides long. RefSeq lists its product as uncharacterized. The transcript is spliced from 2 exons. The record is from RefSeq and is a predicted model, not a curated record. The coding region runs from base 1 to 1308 and encodes 435 amino acids. NCBI's taxonomy places the organism in Eukaryota, Viridiplantae, Chlorophyta, Mamiellophyceae, Mamiellales, Mamiellaceae.